Molecule: messenger RNA, 249 nt
Organism: Stomoxys calcitrans (stable fly)
Lineage: Eukaryota; Metazoa; Arthropoda; Insecta; Diptera; Muscidae
Exons: 2
Coding region: 21-245 (74 amino acids)
Source: RefSeq, a predicted model, not a curated record
UUUGCUGCUGAUGAAUAAUAAUGUUGGCUUGCAUAGAAUGCCUUUCAACAACAAAUUUUUGCUUUGUGUCGUUGAGAUUCAAAAUAUAUUGUUGCAGAUACAAAUUUGUUGCUGCCAAAUGUAUGGAAUACAAUACAAACCAUCAGGUUGAUGGUCCUGUCAAAAUCUGUACAUUCCCACCCAAACAUGGAGUAUCACAGGAAGAAAUAAACGCCGUUAUACAACAUAUUAAAACUUUAAAUUAAUAAA